This is a messenger RNA of Dothidotthia symphoricarpi CBS 119687, 3307 nucleotides long. RefSeq lists its product as uncharacterized. Gene Ontology annotation, molecular function: phosphatidylinositol-4-phosphate phosphatase activity. Lineage: Eukaryota; Fungi; Ascomycota; Dothideomycetes; Pleosporales; Dothidotthiaceae. Gene Ontology annotation, biological process: phosphatidylinositol dephosphorylation. The record is from RefSeq and is a predicted model, not a curated record. The transcript is spliced from 3 exons. Gene Ontology annotation, cellular component: endoplasmic reticulum. Bases 21 to 2894 code for a protein of 957 amino acids.
CUAUCAACACACACAACGCUAUGCCGGGCAUUGUGCGCAAACUGCUCGUCUACGCCGCCGUGGACGGCCUGGUACUACAAAGCGUCGCGCCCCACAGUCAUGCGCCUGCACCUAAGCAGGCCAUCAAGAUCGACUACAAGGGCAACGUCGGACCACUGCUCAAGGAUCGACGCGACGAGGAUGCUGCGCCGAUAUCCCUGGAGGCGCACGGCGUUGUGGGCCUUUUGAAAGUCGCGACUUCGCACUUCCUCAUAUCGAUAUGCGACCGGGAGCAGGUCGCGCAGAUUCGCGGCAAGCCAAUCUACAAGAUUACUGAUGUCGCCCUUAUCCCACUCUCAUCGCAGGCCGACGCCGACAAGGCUAUUGCGGCUACGCGCGAACACCUGCAUCGACAUAAUAAGGCGCAGAUGGCUGGGGAAGAAGAGACGGACUCUGAGAAUGAAGACGAUGCGCAUAGCAUGACUGAUUCGCUGGUGGAGGAGGCAACGACCGAGACGACGGAGGUCAAGGAUCCAGUUACGGGACAGAAGGGCCCGGCGGAUCCGAAGUCUAGUGUUGCCGAGGAUGUCAUGCAGCGCAAAGGAGCAUAUGGCAUGUUCGCUGAUAAAUGGUUCUCGAGGAAGGGGUGGAGCACUGAUAGUAGGCGUACCCAGGGCUUGACUUCUGACGAGAAAUUGGCUGCGAAGAGCGUCCCGCAGGAUGUUGCAUCCACGAUCCCCAAGAAAGAGGAACAAGCCACUGGCGAGUCGAAGCCAGAUGCGAUACCCACGGAAGACAAGAAUGUAGCGGAUGUUAGCCCUGAGGAUAUUCCCAAGGCUUUGGACGGUGAGAAGGAUGCUACGACUAUCGCACUACUGCCCAAGAUCUUGCAGACGACGAGGAUGUACUUUUCUUCUGGCAACUUCUUUUUCUCCUACGAACAUGACUUGUCGCAUAGCGUCGGCAAGCAAAACCCUACUCCUAGUCUGCCCCUCUUCAAGCAGUACGAUCCUUUGUUUUUCUGGAACCAACACAUCGUCUCGCCAUUUGUUGAGGCUGGCCAGCAUGCGUUCAUCCUUCCUGUCAUUCAGGGAUUCGUGGGACAACGACCAUUCACGAUCAAAGCGGCAAACUCCCAGUCUGGCAGUUUAGUGGUGGACUCGGCAGCGACUCCAGACGACAUUCAACUACAAUCCUGGAAAGACAAGCAGGAGAAGGAGACGGAAUCGAGCUCGGAAGCGAAACCCUCCACGCCGCCAGUGGCGCCUGCAGAUGGCAAAGACUUCGUAUUAACGCUCAUCUCUCGAAGAUCGAUUAAGCGAGCUGGGCUUCGAUAUCUACGUCGAGGAAUCGAUGAUGAGGGUUGUACUGCCAAUAGUGUCGAGACAGAGCAAAUUCUCUCAUCCCCGACGUGGAACACCUCGCAAGACAAGAUAUUUUCCUUCACGCAGAUCCGCGGCUCUAUCCCUCUCUUCUUUUCACAAUCACCGUAUAGUUUGAAGCCUCAAGUCACUACCUGGGGGUCUUUCGAGACAAAUGCCACAGCCUUUAAGCGCCACUUUACCGAUCUUUCCUCGCGAUACGGAGAGCUGUACUGCGCGUCUCUCAUCGACAAAAAAGGCACAGAAGCGAAGAUUGGCGAGCUGUACGAAAAACACGCACAGGCACUCAAUGAAAAUGGGGGUAUGGACGGGCAGGGCAAGCAGCUCGGUUUUGAGUGGUUCGACUUCCACAACGUCUGCCGUGGCAUGCGCUUUGAAAACGUUUCCGUUCUGAUGUCUACUCUUGGCCCUUUCUUGGACUCCACAGGUUGGACGGAAAUCUCUGACGAUGAAAUCAAACACCAACAAUCAGGCGUCCUUCGCACGAACUGUAUGGACUGUCUAGAUCGCACAAACGUCGUACAAUCUGCUUGUGCAAGGACAGCUUUGGAAGGACAACUCUCGGCAGGCAGCUACACCAUCGACUUGCAAAACGACCCAAGCACCAGCUGGUUCAACACGCUCUGGGCCGACAACGGCGACGCCAUCUCCCGCCAAUACGCCGGCACCGCCGCGCUCAAGGGCGACUUCACACGCACACGCAAACGCCAAAUCACCGGCGCGCUGACAGAUUUCGGCCUCACUCUCACUCGAUACUACAACAACAUCGUCAACGACUACUUCGCCCAAGCCGUGAUCGACUACCUCCUCGGCCGCGCAACAGACACCAUCUUCGCCGAAUUCGAAGCCGACAUGAAAAGCAGCGACUACUUCAUCGACGUGCGCAAAGUCCGCCAACAAGCCAUCGACCGCUCAGCAGGCAUCGUCAUCGAAUCCCCGGACGAAGACCUGAUCCACGGCUGGACUCUCAGCGUCCCCACCCAAGCAAACCACACUAAAACCGCAGGCUUCGAAGAGGCUGUCCUGCUGCUCACCCAGAAAGCAGUCUACUUCUGCCGUCUGGACUGGGGCACCGAGAAGGUCCGCGAGUUUGAACGCAUCGACUUGGCUGAUGUGCAGGGUCUAGUCAAGGGCGUGUACAUUACUUCCACGCUGGCACAGCGCCACAUGGAUGCGGAUAAAAACGUCGGCCUGCUCCUCCGCUACCGCACGCAAGGCGGCGCCGAGCUCGUCCGCCGAAAUACACGCGCCUUGGAUUCCGGCGCGUCGGACGAUACAGCGGAGCCGAGUACAGCCACGCAGCGCUUCCUAGCUUUCAAGGCCCUGCCGCCCCCGUCGUCUGCAGCCGGCGCUCAUGAUUCCCCGCAGACGGAGAUGCAGAUCGUAAGCAGUAUUUGCGAGGAGAUUGUGCGCGUUGCGCCGAAGACGUUGGAGGUGGAGGAGAGGGAUAUAGUUAGUCUGGCUGAGGCGAGGAGGAGUACGGGGUAUCUGGAGCAGAUUGGGUAUUCGUUGAAGAAGUUGGUGUGGGCUUAGCUUUUUGGGGGGGUGGGGGAUGGGAGAGCAGGGAGAGGGAGAGCAGAGGUGGGGGGGAGGAGGUAAUUCCUAAUACGAAAUAUUGCUGUUUUCCUGGUUUCUGGAGAUCUGGAUAUACUCGAGUGAAUGGUAUCUGCGCAUACUGGUGGUACUCGUUCUGGAUUGUCCCAUCUACACCGUUGUACAGAUCUUGAGGUUCCGUAGACUGCGGUGCGUAUACCCUGGGGGGGAGGGGGGGAUGAGAGGACUCAAUUGAGCGAGAGCGCGAUGGUCUGCUUGAUGUCAUUUGCUGCUGAGUUGAAAUGCUUACUGAGUGCUUGAGGAAAGCUAUUCUAAUCGCAACAUAUGAUCGUUUUCCUUGGGUUGAUGAGCACCUGCAUCAAGCAGUAUCUUAACUACCUGUUCGUAGCCCC